UUUUGUCUGCUUUUGCUGCCUUUAUGCUUCUCAAUAAUGCUUCUCUCUGCACACCACUUCACGUUCUUCAAUGUUUUUAUUAUUUAUUCCUUUAUUCACUUGUCCGUACUCUAUGGCCAGGUUUUUGUAAUUUUUUUUGUUUUUUGUUUUUUUUUAUCGAAUUUCCGCUUGUUUGUUUGUUUAUUUUGGCUGUAUAGUUUGAGAGAUUGUAGACUCUGUUUUGUGGGUAAUAAAUGGGGUUUUUGUUUAUCUGGGUCAUUUCCUUCUUCUCGUGUGUGUGGGUUUUUUUUUUUUGGUGAAAAUGUUUUACAUUCUUGGUUGAAAUGGUUGUUCUUGGUUACUCUCUCUCUCUCUUAUUUUUACCUUUGUUCUCUGCAUUUCUGCAUUUGUUUACUAGCUUAAACUGUUAUGUGUCAGAUGGGUUUGCUUAAGUGCAUUUUUCUAUAUUAUUUCUGUUUUGUAUUUUGCAUUCAUUCUUUAGCUAAAGACUGUUAGGGGAAAAAGCAUUUUUUUUUUCUUUUCCUGCUAUUGAUUGAUUGAUUGGUUUGUUUAUUUUUUGGCUUCUAUGUUUAAUUGUUUCAUGUUAAAAAUUAUUAUGGUGAAUGAGAUUUGCUGGUUAAGUUAUUUCUUUAUAAUUUAGAAUUGUAAGCUUGAUUUUCCUGUGAUGGGUGAAUGGCUUUUGCUUCAUAUGGUUGUUUUUCAUUUUCUUAGUUCUCUGCUUACUUUCUUUGCAUAUUUGCUCUCUUCAAUUGUGGCUUAAACGGUCUUUUUAAUAAGCUGAUGGUUUUACAGCUUUGUUCUGGUGUUAAGGAAAGGAAAGAAAGUGCUGUGAUCUUCAUUUUAUACUUCAUUUCUAAAAUAAACUUAAUAUUAAAUAUUGGAUCCGAUCUUUUGUUGGAUUGAAUAUGAUAUUGAAUGUUGCAUUGAUUAACUGAUAGUUUGCAUUAUUUGAUUUUAGUUGUCUUUUGACCUGAAAGGUGCUGAUCUUGGAGCUGAUCUGUGUUGCCUCUAGAUUCAUGAACACAUUUCUCAGAUAUAGGGUUUAUGGGAAGAAAUAUCCCAGAGAAGCUUUAGAAAAGGAGCUCCAUUUGGGUCCUUACACUUCUUCACUUUGAUUCACUCAGCUGAUGAACUGAAACCCAGCCAUUUUUAGACGUGAGAUCUGACCCCAACUGAAGAAAAAAUUUCAAAAGCUUUGCCACUUUUAUUAAGUACAAACUUAGACAAUCUCAAAUACAAGAGAGACUUGCAGUCACAUCUUGACUGCUCCAAUGACAUGGUCGAGCAUAACCUUGCAAGAAUUGGCUGAGAAUUUGAAGGAAUGAAAGAGAAUGAAGGAAAGUGCUAACCAUAUGAUAGAGUUUUUGUUCACCGAAACAAUGGAUGCCAAGGAUCUGACUUUUGAUUGCACCAUCCUCGUUAACAGUGGGAGUAUAAAUUGUACUUUUAUGAACACUGAUUGCCAGCCCCCUUUUCCUUUUAUAGGCAAAAUGAAGAAGUAUUAAAUUAGAAGUUCCCCCAAAAAAGGGCAUGCUCCAAGUAUGCAUGAUGUAUAAAAGAUACACUAAAGGAAAAAAUUCGCUUAAUCUAAAUUUUUUGGGUUGUUCUACCAAAAGGGUCCUGGAAAAAGAUAUGUUGUCCACAAAAACUUGAGUGUGAAGUAUUGAACUUUUGGUAUUUACAGUGGAAAAGGAGACAAGGAAAAAGCUCAAUCAUCAUGAUAAAAAGAGACAGGAAGAUGAUGGCCCUGUUCUAUACUGCUUUUUCCUUAAAAAUACCAGCUAACUCAUCACUCACAGAAACUGAAUAUUUAGGCCAAGUAAUGCAAGCUGCAGUCCAGGGACAGAGGGGUGCACUCUCAGGAAAGGCAAAAGCUCUAAAUAGCCAAAAUCACUUCCCAAUUGAUAGGUGAUGAGCUUUUUUCCAUGUUCAUUUUCAUGGUAUGCCUAUGAGGUUGAAGUUCUCCUACGAUGAUCUAUAGUCUCUAAUAAGCUUCUUGGAUGUAUUUGCACCAUUCUCCUCAAGGCAUGAAUGUGAUCUUUUCGCCUUUUAUCUUUUGGUGUUUCUGGUGCAAAUUAAAAACGAGGCAUCCACUAACAUGCAUGCAACAGAUUGGAACCUCAAUUGCUUUAAUUAUUUUAUUACUGGGUGCCAGCAUUUUGAUGCCUGCCUCCGUGUCCUUUAUUGGCACAUGGUGCAUAUGAAGAUAUCUUUUUAAAACUACCAAUUAAUGAAUGCUUCCUUACUUUUCUUUUCAAGAAAAAACACUUGAUCUCAAUUUUGCUUCUGGUUUGAGUACUAUAAAGAUUUUUUAAGUUCCAAAAUUUUAACCUGUUUUUACCCUCUCUUUAAUAGAAUAUUCCUCAUGGUAUUUGCAUCAUUGAAGUUUCUUUUAAUUCUAAUCCAAUGCUGAAAAGAAAUUUUUUCUCUUUAGAAGGUAGCAUGAUUACAACUUGUCUCUGUAAAAUUUCAAUUUUUCUUUCUUUCCCUUCCAUCUGCAAUCAAAUGAAGCAGAACUGUUAAGUUAAAAAUUUACAAUUAUAUGACAUACUUGCUUCGCAACAUUUGGAUUGUACGAAUAUGUCCUGGGAUUGUGCUUUACCAUAAUUUAUUAUUUCCCCAUCAGUUUAGUCUGUAUUAACACAGGCAAUGGAAUUAAUUCCAUUUAUAUUUAUUUCUAUGUUUGUUUAGAUGUUUAAUCAAUUAAUGCCUAUGUACAUAUGUAAUGUCUUUUUAUUUAUACUAGUAUAUCCUAUACUUUCUUUUAUCAUGGAAUAUUGGGCUAUCUAAUUUGUAAUGCUCAGCAUUAUCCAAUUGACAGCCUUGUUCCGAAAUCCACAACUUAGAAGUUUUUCCAUUGUUUUUUCCCUGUCCACAUCAACUUGUUUUGAAUCAUACACCAUCAUUUAACUUUGGCCUUGGAAUAAUGGUUUGUUUGGUCGGCUUGAUCUGAAAUAGUUUCAGAUUUACCAGCUCAUAUGAUCUACCAAUAUGGAUCCAUCAAAAGAUGGCUGUAGCCACUUUAUGACAUCAUACGCAAUUUAUCACCAAGAUUGUAUUAGCAUCAAUUUCAUCAGCCAUGUCCAAUGCAUGGUUCCUCCAAGGCCUGCGAGCCUCACUUAACCAAGUGAAUAAUGUUCACUGGGUGCCAGAAGUUGGGAAAGUUUGUGACAUAUGUGGUGUAUGUGGAUUUGAAGAUCUCAUAGCUACUUGUAUUAAAUGCCGCACAUCUUCUGAGCACAUUUACUGCUUACCCAUCACAGUGAAGGAGGUACCGAGUGAGUGGACUUGUGAAGAGUGCCAACGCGGCAACAACAUUGUUUCACCAACAUCUAGAGAGAUGAUCCAUCAAAACACUAUACAUUCUGCAGGUUAUGGCAAGGUUUCUGACAAUUCAAGGAGGCAAGGUUGGUUUAAGAGGCAGAAAACUGUUGAAACUGCCAAAGUUAAGUUUCUUUCUACUGAAGAGGCCAUCAUGCUAAAUUCAGGCACCAGAAGAAUGGGUUCCUCUUCCCACUGUAAUAUGGACUCGAGGUUUGAUUCAUUGAGACACAGAAAAUCAACCAAGAGAACUCCAGUUGGGUUUACAAUUGCCUCUCCAGAGUUCCCUUUGAUGAAAUUGAAAGAAAAUCAUGGUAUGCAGCCUUCUGGAAAUUCAAAGCUUCCUCGACAUGGUAAUAUGCAGACCAGUUUAAUAAUCAAACAACGAGCCCCUCAAAUAUCAAAAGAAUUGGAUGGGAAAAAGGCUUUUGCAGCUCCUGCAAAGGAAUAUGUUUGCAGGGAAGAAUCAAUAGAUGUCUGUACCCAUGCUAGAGAAGUUGAAACUUCCAAUACAAGGGCAGAGAAGGCAACAAAUAAAGCAUCUCCAUUGUUGCCAUCUAUGCAUGUUUCAGGUGGUAAAUGUCAUUCUGAUGCCGAGCCUAUGGAUUCUGAUAAAGGAAGGGUUCCACCAAUUAUUCCACCUAAACUGGACAACAUUCCUUUGAAAUGUGCUGCUAUAGAUGCUGUUUGGAAGGGAAGCUUCAAAUUUGUUGAUACUGUUACACCAAAUGAAUCAUAUGUAGGAUUUCAGGCUCAUCCUCCAUAUAUUGUACAUAGGAAAGCCUAUGAAUUUUCUAAGCAGAUGCCUACAGUCCUUCAGUUUGAGAGGCUUCAUCGGUGUAGUCUUUGGGCAGAGUUAUUCCAGGAUGAUUCUCCUGAUGGAGAUGAUAUUGCCUUGUACUUUUUCCCUGGCAGAUUUGGGAGGUCCAGACGAGAUUAUGUACACCUUCUUGAACUCUUGGAAACACAGGAUUUGGCAAUGAGAAGUCAUAUAGAUGGUGUAGAGUUGCUGUUAUUUACAUCUAAACAAAUGCACAGAGACUUUCAGAGAAUAGACACGCAAUACUAUCUAUGGGGAGUAUUCCGUUGUGUAAAAACUAAGGAAACUGUUAUCAAAGAAGGCAUGAACAUUCCUCUGUUGGUUCCUCCUUCAGAACAUCCUGGUGAUGAUCAUUCUAAUAAAGAUAACAGUGAAGUUGUGGAUAUGGAAAUUGACAUGGUAGGUGGAAAGAAUGUGGGAAGAGUUGAUGAAGCUGUUGGGAAGGUUAAAAAAGAACAAUGCAACAACUGUGACUCGUUUCCUGGGUUCACUGAGAAAGUUGAAAACAGGUUGGCCUCUGCAGAACCUAUGGGGAGACCAUGUACAGAUGUGGAAGGACCUCCAGGUUUUGAGGAAGUUCUUGACCUUAAAGUAAGGGGCAAUCCAUGCAAACCCACCUUUAGGAAGGAAAACCCGUGUCUCAAUGGUGAAAAAGCUACUAUAAAAAAUGAGGAUACAAGUACUGAGAAGUUUCCAGUAGGAGACAUGGUAUCCCAUAGUUUGCAAUUCCAGACAGGAUUAUGGAAACAGUUUAAGGUGCCUGCUCGUCAGCUGCCCGCGUAUCCAAUGGACAAUAAUCCUCUCCGUUUUUCAGAAAUGGACAAAAAAUAUCGCUCAACAGGGAAAGAAAGAAAACUAGAAACAACCAGUGAGAGAAGGUGCCCUGAAGUAGAUGAGAGGAAGAAAGGAUUUCCCACUACUUCCUCUAAAAGACCUUAGAGCCUGCAAAUAUUUCAAUUUUUUUUCCCUAUAGAAACCAGAUUUGAAGUUAGGAAAGUUCAGAGUGAAUCUACUGUAUAUCAGUCAUUUACCAGACACCAUUAGAGAAGAUGCUCAGGGAUAGAAAUAUGUGUUGACAGUGCUGUACAGCUGAAGCUUUGAAUUACAUGGGCAAAGUAUACCAAAAAUUAUAACACAGGUACAGAUAUGGGUUUUUUUUUUUGUACUGAGGCUUAUUGAUCAACGGAUGGUUAGUAAAUAUAUGGUGUAGAGAGAUUUAUGAUGUGUACAUGAAGGAGAUGGAUCUUCCCACUGACUGUAACAACACCUGAGUUCUGGGUGUGUUGUAACUCAAAUCAUCAAGUCUAUGCAAAGCCCAUGAGGGUCUUUUGGUUUGUCA
This is a messenger RNA of Vitis vinifera (wine grape), 5480 nucleotides long. RefSeq lists its product as uncharacterized. The coding region runs from base 3080 to 5080 and encodes 666 amino acids. The transcript has 9 exons. Lineage: Eukaryota; Viridiplantae; Streptophyta; Magnoliopsida; Vitales; Vitaceae. The record is from RefSeq and is a predicted model, not a curated record.